GGACAAGCUUCAAAACACAAGGAGACUUUCAAGACCUCUUGCCUAAACUCUGGAAUGACCUGCCUUUUGGAUGAGAAGCAUUUUGUGACCUAUGUCUGUGAAAAGCGCUAUAUAAAUAAACUUGACUUACUUACUACUGCUGCUACUAUUGUGACUAGUACUACUAUUACUACUGCUGCUGCUACUGCUGCUACUACUAUGCCACACUAUUGCAAAGAAAAUAUAUAAAUGUUAAAUAUUGAGCCUCAGAAUACAUUGUUCCAGGUUUCAUAUUCUGAACGAUAAGUCAGUAUAGUAAUGAUCGUGAAAGGCCUACUGGUAACCAUUUUGAAGUACCCAAUUCAAUUUAAUCAGUGGUCUGUCAAACUGUCAGAACUUAAUUAUGUUUCCCUGCUCUUAAUCUACAUAAACACUGCAACACCUAUGAACUGGUUUUACCUAAGAUAUUUAAUACAUCUUAGUAUCUUGUGGUUUCAAAUUGUGGUUGGUGAUAAUUAACAAACAACAUAUUGUGCUGUUCCAACAUGCUGUUUGUUAAUGGGCCAAAACCAAAAAAGAAGAAAAUUAGAAUGAUCGUUAAAAAGUCAUAAAAAGAACAGAAGUGGAAAGUAGUUAUGUAAGAAAGACAAAAAGAGAUUGGGGGGAAAAGGAAUGAAUUAUAUUGGAGUCUAUCUAUUUUAUAGGUGCUAGUAUUGUAAAGCGAUCAUCAUUUGACUGUUUUGCUAAUUACUCUAAGAUUCUUUUUUCUUCCAGACGAUCUCUUCAAAGUGCACAAACUAAAGCCAAACCUAAAAUGGCGUCAGGCCUUUGAGAUGUAUCUAAAGACCAUGCCUCCAUACUAUCUCCUGUAUAUGGACAGCAUAUACUGCAGCAGCAGAGACACUGACUGCAGGUGCUGGGGUUUAGGAAGUGACGAUUCAGAUCAGAGAGUCCUUUCAGGUUUAAACCAGCUGGAUUUCCUCACUGAAACUGCAACCCAAGAGACUCAUGUGAGCCUCAGUCUACUUUCUGAUUGGAUGAUCGUCUUAAGAACUAAAGCAUGAACAUGUCUACCUUGUAUAUAGGGACAAACCAUUGAAAAAGGCCAUGCGGAUGAUGGGAGCUCCGAACCUCAUCGCUGAUAACUUGGACUGUGGCCUGAGCUACAGUGUCAUCUCCUAUCUGAAGAAACUCAGUCAACAGGCUAAGAUGGAGUCAGACCGUCUGAUCGUGUCUGUGGGGAAGAAGGCUCCUCAGGAAACAGGGAUUAAAGUGAAGAACCAAAACCACUGCGGCGCUCUGUCUCUGGCCCAUCGCCGCGACUUUAAACAGCUGCUGCAGGGAAUCACAGGAGAGGGCCCCCUACGGGUCAAUGACAUCAACUACAAGGAGUUUGCAGGCUUUCAGAUCGGACUGUUGAACAAGGAUGUAAAGCCACAAGCGUACAGAAAUGCUUAUGACAUCCCAAGGAGAAAUUUGUUGGACCAACUCACUCGAAUGAGGUCAAAUCUGCUGCGGACCUCACAGAAACUCAUCAGGGGCCAAGACGAAGACUACCUGCACAGUAUUCCAGUGGCUCAGAUGGGGAACUAUCAGGAAUAUUUAAAAAUGAUGCCAUCUCCACUCAGAGAGAUCGACCCCGACCAACCCAAACGACUGCACACAUUUGGGAACCCCUUUAAACAGGACAAGAAGGGCAUGAUGAUUGACGAAGCAGAUGAGUUUGUGACUGGUCCUCAGAAUAAAAAGCGUGUGAACUCUGGAGACUCAAUGUCAUCCUCGGUGAAGAGGAGACGGAGCAUGUCGCCGUUACUACGGAGACCGCUCAGUCCAAUAGGAAACACCAACCACAUCAAGAGCCCAGCACAGAACCACAACAAACCAGCUCCACCGCACAAAGACAAUGGCAACAACAUCCCAGAGAGCAACGGUGAGGUGGGCCCUGAGUGUGGAGAGGUCUGGCCCAACGAUACAGACUCUAACAUGGGAAACCAGAUCUCGCCAAGUUCAGAAACCAAACCAAGACCAGGAACUACUGUAGACCAAGAGGACGCGGAGGUGACCAUGGCAGAGGAGAGGGCAGAGGAAGAGGAGGGAGUGGAGGAGCAGAUGAAGGAUGAGAAAUAUAACUGUGACAGACUGAGUCCACAGAGUAAUACAGAGAGCUCAGAGACUGAACCAGAGGCAUUGCAGACGGUCUACAUCCCCCCUCUGGACGGGACCCAGGCAGAACUCAGAACCAGGGUCAUCAAGGAGGUCCGAAAACCUGGAAGAAAUUAUGAGGCAAUAAUGCGGUUACUGCACGAGGUCAAAGGUCCUGUGAACGUCCAGAAGUAUUUCCUCCUCCACGCCAUAAAAGAGGCCGCCAGGUUUAAGAAGCGUGUCCUGAUUCAGCAGCUGGAGCAGGUCCUUUCGGAGUUGGAGGAUCCUCCGUUGAACUCAGUCCCAUCGCCCCCUCUCCCAAAUGAUAACAAUGGAAAAUCGUGACAAAAAUCACCUCCUGUGGAAUAGUUAGGAAACGCAGUAUUUAGUUUAAAAUAUGAGCGAGCGGGACCGGGGUGUUAAAAGGACAAUUGCAACGGCUCAACUGCUCCUCUGUUCGGUUACAUCACGUGAAAAGUCAAGGGUUUAUUCAAGAGAGACUUUAAAUAUUGAGGGCUAGGGGUCUAAAAGAGGCAAGUGACAUUAAUGGUGCAUUGUGUAACUUUUCUGGUGGAGGGUCUGUCAAAAUCUUUUCUCCAUGGGGAUGUUAUUGCUUUGUCUAGAAUAUUUCAGAGUAUGCCAUUAAAACUUUCUGUCUCCAUGGCGACCAAACCAGAUCUGUGGAGAGGCAACCUGUUCACAGUCAAAAUGCCUGUUUUUCUAGGUACUUUGGAGUUAUAAAGCCAACUCUAAUUGAAUAAAUGUAAGGUAGAGCUGUUUAAUGUCAUACUGUGGAACAUUCCAGACAUAACAUUGAUAUCUCCAUAGAAACACAUAGGUGAUGGACCAUCAACCACAAAGUCACAUAGUGUACUUUUAAGGUAAAUGAUGUGCUAAUAAUAGUAAUAUCCUUCAAAUGUAACAGCUGUAAGUUAAAAUACAUUAACUAGUGUUACAGACUGAAUGAAACUUGUCCCCACGGAGAUGUUAUUGCUUUAUCUGGAAUGUUCCCCAGCAUGGUAUUAACAUAUCUAUGCCACAACCAAGUUACAGGUCAGAAAUGUGGGUAGGUGGCCCUAGGAUUUAAAGCAAUAAAAGCACCUGUUAUUGAAUAUCCCAAUAAGUUUAAUAUCAUAUUGUGGAACAUUCCAGGUAAAGCAAUAUCAUCUCCAUGGAGACCAGGAAGUAAUCGGAACCCCACUAGAAAAGUUACAUACAUUUUCCUUUAAAUCUAGGGUCUGUUUUUGACCAGCAGCUCACCUGAAAAGUAGCUUUCAUUUCAUAAUAGUUUAUUGGUUUAUCUCAAAUUACCCCAAAUGCCACUUGUGCUCUUUAGAUUCCCAGAACUCUUCAUAUCAACCAUCGACUGUAUCAACACGCCUUAAGCAUCUCAAUGGCUUUGUCUGAUUUUCUGAAAGAUACACUCCAGUUUGGUUAAAAACAACAGCAGCUCUGGUACUCCGGGUUAAAAGAGUGAAAAAUAUUUUAAAUGGUAGAAGAUUUUGUAUUUAUUUUAAAACGGGCCAUUCUUCAGCCGGUCUGAGAAAAGUUAGUGGUCUAACUCAUUCGCAAAUAAUUGAAUAAUAUUUUUAAAUGCCAAUAGGGAUACACCGAUGCAUCUUCCUUACAAGAUUCUGAUUUUUAAAACAGUUUUCCUCUUUGGGCUUCCCCCCUUGGUUUUUGUAUGCCACAAUACCACAACAAAUCUAUGCUCUCCCAUUCGUUACCGGCCACAUAUAUACAAGCCCAUCCAUUUUCUUCUGCUUAUCGGGGGGCCAGGUCGUAGAGACAGCAGUCGAAGCAGGGACUCCAAGACCUCCCUCACCCCAGACAUUUCCUCAAGCUCUUCUGGGGGGGCCCCAAGGCGUUCCCAGGCCAGCUGAGAGACAUAGUCCUUCAAAUGUUUCCUGAGUGUUCCCUGGGGCCUCCUCCCCAGAGACAUACUGUAUACAAGUCUACAAUAGAAACAGUUUGUUAAAGGCACAGUAUGCAACUUUUCUGAUUGAGGGAGCGCCGCCUGCUUGUCUCCAUGGAAAUUUUUAUUGGUUCGCCUGGAAUGUUCCAUAGUAUCGCAUUAAAUAUAUCCCUUUCCAUGGAGAUCAGCAGGUGUAACCAGAUCAAGUUAUAGGUCAGAUAUAUGGAGAGGUGUGUUUUUCCAAGGUAGAUUCGAGCAAUAAAACCACCCAUAAUGAAGUAAGUUAAAUACAUUUUAGAACCUGGAUAGCCUACAUUUAAUGCCAUAAUGUGGAACAUCCCAGGUUACAAUUUCCUCACUGUCUGGAAUCUCACCACUGUGGCACAAGUAAAAAUUCUCUUAUCUUAUAAUAUCCUCUCCAUGGACCCUCUACCAGCAAAGUUACAUAAUGCAUUUCAAGUACAAUACUUUCAGAUGGUUAGGUACUUCUAACUUCUGUCCUGGUUACUGAUGACUGCUCCCAACUUUUCACUUUGUAGGGUCAAUAAAAUACACCUUUAAAUCAGUUUAGAUAUUACUUCAGCACUUACUAAAUCUACAUAGGCAUCAGUUGAUCUCUAUUAUUAAUCAAAAUUGUCUAUGGACCAGUGUUCUUAUUUAAUAUCGUAAAAUAAAAUCUCCCGAACACUCCAAAAAUGAUCCUUAUCUCAGUCCAGUCCACUGCUGUUUUAGUCUCUGCAACAUUUCUCAUAAACCCAGGCAUUUUUACAACUGAUGUACACAACUUUUUCAUGUUCAAAUGGAAAAAUAGAUCAUUUUUGUCAAUCCAGAGACUAUGGAAUAUUUUGAGAGUAAAAUAUAAAUGACACUUUUGUAAAAUGUUACAUGUGUAAAAGUUGGAAGUUUUAUGAGAAUAUGUUUUGUAAUAAAACUGAAAAAUGA
Molecule: messenger RNA, 4978 nt
Organism: Boleophthalmus pectinirostris (great blue-spotted mudskipper)
Lineage: Eukaryota; Metazoa; Chordata; Actinopteri; Gobiiformes; Gobiidae
Gene: ints6l
Product: integrator complex subunit 6 like
Exons: 10
Coding region: 1087-2466 (459 amino acids)
Biological process (GO): snRNA 3'-end processing
Cellular component (GO): integrator complex
Source: RefSeq, a predicted model, not a curated record